Molecule: messenger RNA, 876 nt
Organism: Triplophysa dalaica
Lineage: Eukaryota; Metazoa; Chordata; Actinopteri; Cypriniformes; Nemacheilidae
Gene: cldnj
Product: claudin j
Exons: 3
Coding region: 244-876 (210 amino acids)
Biological process (GO): cell adhesion; bicellular tight junction assembly
Cellular component (GO): bicellular tight junction; plasma membrane
Molecular function (GO): structural molecule activity
Source: RefSeq, a predicted model, not a curated record
GUUAAUGAUUGUCUUACGGUGUUUAUUCCUCAUCCAAGUUUGUAUUUCGGUGUUUAAAACCAGAGCAGUAAAGCCACACACAUGCGGAAUUCAGAAUAAUAUCUAAGAAGGUUUCUCUCCUAUUGUCUGUUCCCUGCGAGCUCUUGGACACUGAACGUCAUACUGCUUUUAAACAUAGUCCUGCACCACUUCGGGAAUAUACACCUUUCCUUUGCUCCGGACAUUGAAACAAGGCCCCCCUCCAUGGCUCUGCAGGUCUUGGGAAUCACUCUUUCGAUGAUCGGCUUUGCGGGAACCAUUAUCAUCUGUGCAUUGCCCAUGUGGAAGGUAACUGCAUUCAUCGGCACAAACAUCGUGGUGGCGCAGGUCUUCUGGGAGGGACUGUGGAUGACCUGCGUUCACGAGCGCACCGGUCAGAUGCAGUGUAAGAUGUAUGAUGCCCUGCUGGAUUUGGAUCCGUCCUUGCAGGCCGCACGUGGACUAGUGGUGACCACCAUGGCAUUGGCUUGCCUGGCUUUCCUUAUCUUCCUAGUUGGAGCCAACUGCACCAACUGCCUAGAUAACCCGCGCGCCAAAGCACGGAUCGUCGUGGUCUCUGGGAUUACCUUCAUGCUUUCUGGACUGACUACUGUGAUACCUGUGUCUUGGACCGCCCACUUCAUUAUCAGGGACUUUUAUAAUCCCAUUGUCCACGAAGCAUUAAAGAGAGAGAUGGGGGCAGCCCUCUAUGUUGGCUGGGUAACUGCAGGGUUUCUGUUUAUUGGUGGAGCGGUUCUCUGCACAAGCUGGCCAUCGGAGAGGGUCAACAAUUCACAGAGAUAUUCCGCAGCCAAAGCCGGCACCCACAGCAGCUAUGCCAUAAAAAACUAUGUUUGA